ACGAAACAAUUCAUACUGAUGAAACAAAAAGCUCAUCUAUAGAACGCGCGAAUUCGAUUUCACAGCUACCAAUCUGUACCGUCCAUUACUUUAACAAUUCAUAGCUUUAGCCACAAGACUGCGAAGAAUAAAGUAAACAGACUUGAUAAUCCCCACAAUUAACCUAACCUUCCCAUUAAACUCAGCACUAACCCUACCCUCAAACCCCACCCCAUCAUCAUCAAUCAUGGCACCAUACUUCAAACCCACCGAAAAAUCCCACAUCCUAAAUCUCUGCACGCAACACCACAUCCGCGCCGAAAAACGCACUCCACGAGGAACCUGGAGCAAAAUAAUCCACGCCAUGGAAAGCGAAGCCCAGGAACAUUUCCCCGGCGGACAAUACUUCGAGAUUGAUCCUUGGCCUGUAAGACACUAUCAACCUAAAAAGAUCUCUUGUUUAGCGCUCCGAUGGAUGCGACAAGAGGCGAAGGAGCCGCGCAUUCGGAAGUUGGUUAAGUUGCAGAUGUAUCGCGCGAAUGGGGGGAAAACUUUGACGGAGAUUAUUGAGGAGUCUGUUGUUUCCGGGGUGUCUGUUAGGACGGAUUUUGGUGCUGGUGCUGGGAGGCCUGGGUGGGUGUGAAUUUUUAGGGAGUUGUGGGUUAUGAGUUAUGAGUAAUGAGACUGUUAGUAUCAUUUUGGGUGAUACUAUUCACAUUGUUUGUUUUUCAUUCUCGCUAGCUACACUAUAAGAAAAGGAUCCUAUUUAUAUUAAAGAUAAACACUAGAGUUCACUUGUGGUACGGCUUCAUAGGAGGCUAGUCACAUGACCGUACUUAUAGAGACUUUGAGUUGUUCUGUUUAGCUCGGUGGAUUUAGUUUUGGAUUGAAUCUAGAUUAAGUGCUACAGGAAACGAGUACUAGACAACGACC
Molecule: messenger RNA, 912 nt
Organism: Sclerotinia trifoliorum
Lineage: Eukaryota; Fungi; Ascomycota; Leotiomycetes; Helotiales; Sclerotiniaceae
Source: the annotation of a GenBank genome assembly